UUUUAUUUCUUCAGUUCCAUCUAACUUUUAAUAGCAAUGACUGAUCGAAGUAUUGUAGAAUACUUUUCUGGGCAUGAGGGGUACCGGUGUGGUUAUUGCAAAUCAGAAAAUACUUGCUAUUCUCAUGGAAUGUGGGCUCAUACCUUAAGUGCUUUAGACUACCAAAAUCUGAUUGACAGAGGAUGGCGUAGGAGUGGGAAAUAUUGCUACAAACCAACUAUGCAUAUAACUUGCUGUCCUCAGUAUACUAUCAGAUGCGAGGCAAAGAAAUUCACCCUCUCUCGUUCUCAGAAAAAGGUCCUAAAAAAAGUUCACAAGUUUUUACAAUUUGGAGAUCAAAAUAAGGUACAAUAUGAAUUAUUAACUUAG
Messenger RNA from Uloborus diversus, 369 nucleotides. Its product is annotated as arginyl-tRNA--protein transferase 1-like. Gene Ontology annotation, cellular component: cytoplasm. The transcript is spliced from 4 exons. Bases 37 to 369 code for a protein of 110 amino acids. Gene Ontology annotation, biological process: protein arginylation. The record is from RefSeq and is a predicted model, not a curated record. Lineage: Eukaryota; Metazoa; Arthropoda; Arachnida; Araneae; Uloboridae. Gene Ontology annotation, molecular function: arginyl-tRNA--protein transferase activity.